UUCCUCUUUUCGCGGUUGCUCGUUUCGCUGUAUCAUAUUGUUUUGUGUGUAAUUCCGGCACAAACUCACUGAGUCGGUGAGCGCUGGUUUGCGGUCUCGAAGUGCAAGGCAUCUCAACAGGCUCCACCCUAACUCCCGCCGUCUCCUGAGCUGCUUAUACUCAACUGAUGCGGGAUCCAAGCAAACCGACCGGAAUUCACUCGUUUAGAUUGAUUUUGCUGGAGGGGAGGCAAUUGGGCGUAUCUCGCACCUCGAACGCGGUCUCUCCGAUAGUCAUUACUAUCAUUCGUCGGAGGUAACCUCACGGCGCAUCUCUAGCCACCCGGUUUUCAGACUGUUUGACUGCCACCUGGCGGAAUACGUCUUACAUGGCUUCCUCCGAAGUCGACCAGAAGUUUCUCGGCAAACUUGCCAAGGCGGUUGAAAACGACAAUCCCCUCCUCGCGUCGGUUCUGUUCAGGAUCCUAGGCCUUUCCAUCAAUCUCUCGAACCAACUGAUCAAAGCACGGAAGCAGCGAAGACAGGAUGGUGUUCAGUCAGCAGAGGCGUUGGAUUUGAUCUGCCACAUCAUCUGGCUGUCACGCGAAGGACUGGUCUUGCUGCAGCAAUACGUUCUGCCUAUGGUUGGGAACUAUGUCGAGCUGAAGGUCCUAGCGUACAAACUGCGCGCUUCCUUCUAUCACAUCUUUGUCCUUUUCCACAACACCCCGCCAGUAUCGACCAUGAGCGUCAUCAACACGCCUGAGGGUCAGUCCACAUCGUCCGUAUCAGGUUUCCCGUCAACGCGGGUCGACAAAGGGAAGGGGAUUGCGAGAGAUGACCAGGGUGGGCUUAAGUCCAAGGGUGGCCCGGUAGGCCCUCCCCCAGGGUUCGGACCGGCACCACCUACAGCGUUUCUGAUGAAGCCUGGGGAUUAUUUACCGGAAGCACACCAAUACUUCCGUGAGGCCGUCCAGCUUGCUGAGGAGUUGUUAUGGGGGUCACACUCGCUCCGCCUCUCGGUCAAGACCGAGUACGCCGCCUUUCUCUACGAGUGCGUUCACGACGCCGAGGGCAGCCGUAAGUUGGCAAAGGACACCAUUGCGGAGGUUUACGAGGCCACCGAGGGCAUCGACAACGACAUGUUUAACGAUGCCUGCGAGUUGGUGACGGUGCUGGGGAAGAUGAUGAAGCGGGGACUUGGAUCGAACAAAGGCUCGAGUCCGGGCACACAAGGGACACUACGGGUCGACGACGCCGAGAGAAGUGUACCGCCGGGGAUGAUAUAGCGCUAGCGAGCAGCCGCGAUCGGGCCCAGACACCGACCAGCUUCAAGCGCCUCACGUUCCUGACGGCCUCGCAUGUUUCGAGCCUCAUCUUCUCGGCAUAGUCACCCUUCGCGCGGCCGCAUCAAGGCUCGCGCUAUAAAAGAAGCCGCAGCACAUGCGUACGAAGAAGCACUGGAACUUCCGCGCCUUCCACGGCAGCGACCAGCAGAAUAAUCCAGCCGUUCAGCCCUUUUGUUCCUCGCAGCUCCAACUUGCCAGGCAACAUCCACUGCUGCGAGUUCGACUGGCCGCCGCUCGUCUCACGGCACCUUUUUCAUACACGCCAGCCGC
Chaetomium strumarium is the source of this 1598-nucleotide messenger RNA. Its product is annotated as 14-3-3 domain-containing protein. Lineage: Eukaryota; Fungi; Ascomycota; Sordariomycetes; Sordariales; Chaetomiaceae. The coding region runs from base 369 to 1268 and encodes 299 amino acids. Gene Ontology annotation, biological process: signal transduction; intracellular protein localization. The transcript has 2 exons. The record is from RefSeq and is a predicted model, not a curated record. Gene Ontology annotation, cellular component: cytoplasm.